CGUUCCUUCCCUUCCGUUAAAGUUCAUCCCUUACACUCCCUUAAAAAAGCUCUAAGUAAGUGAGCAGAGGCGGGGGAACGGGUCCUGCCUGAAUAAUUUAUGAGGUCCGCCCCUUUCGCUGGGAGGUCACACCCCUCCGAAUCGUGCUGACGCACACAGCGUAUACCAAAUUUGAGGAAGCGACGUAGCAGUUCCGCCCCCAAGACGGAGGGCGGAGCGUCAUCUUCAGCACGUGCUGCCUCUACCCGCGUAAGCCCAAAAGGGGCACUGUGCGCAGGCGCUGCCCACUAGGGGGAGGAAGGAGGCGGGGUAGGGAGGUUGUUGGGUUUAGAGCCGGGCGGAGACCGCUGAGACUCAUUCCUCAGGAACAAGGGUCGGGUGUCAAGGAGACCUUUUCACACCAGCUCCCCGUCCCCCGCCUACGGUGGGUGGGAUCGCGCGGCAGAGACAAAGGAGAUCAGUAGGGCCGGACAUAGCUGCAAAGGGAAGUAGGGUGUCCGUUUUGGGUGGUGGGCUUCUGGUGGGGGGCUAAAGGGAGGCUAUAUUUAAACUCCCGGAGCCGUUAAGUUGGUUCGCAUUCGGAUGCGCGCGCAGCCAGGGUGGUGGUGGAGUGCGCAUGCGCGGUCCGGGGGCGAGAGGAACGCGCGCUAGCCGUGCGCGCUCGCGGCGGAGUGGUAGUGGUGGCGGAGAAAGGGGUCGGCGCACGCGCGGUUGAUUCCUCGGGUUGUCCGGGUCUCGCGGGCAUCUUGUUUUGGUCUCGCGGGCGAGUGGGGCGCGCUUCGGGGAGGGGGAGAGCGCUUGGGCGCGAGGCGAGUGGAGCAGAGCUGCGCGCGCACUCGGGAAAGGGGGGAAGGGAACGCGGUCCAGGCAGGGGGGCUUAAGCCCCCGAUCCCCCCAUCCCCGUACCCUCCGACUGGGACGGAAUAAGGGGAGGAAAUGAUCGAGAUGGCGGCGGAGAAGGAGCCGUUUCUGGUGCCGGCCCCGCCGCCUCCACUCAAAGAUGAGUCGGGCGGAGGGGGCGGCCCCGGGGUGCAGCCGCACCGGGAGGCCGCCUCCGGGGAGCCCUGCGGCGGGACGGAGCGCGGGCCGCAGGCGCAGCCGCACGGAGAGGCCCGCCUGGCCGAGCCCCACGGGCGAGCCGCUCCCCCGGACGUGGGGGAGGAGCGCCGGGGAGGAGCUGGGACAGACCUGGGGCCCCCUGCCCCUCCUCGGCCCCGAAAUGGCUACCAGCCCCACCGGCCUCCCGGGGGAGGUGGGGGCAAGAGGAGAAAUAGCUGUAAUGUGGGAGGAGGUGGAGGAGGCUUCAAACAUCCGGCAUUUAAGAGACGCCGGCGGGUGAAUUCGGACUGUGACCCAGUGUUGCCCUCCAACUUCCUCCUGGGGGGCAAUAUCUUUGAUCCCCUGAACCUGAAUAGCCUCCUGGAUGAGGAAGUGAGUCGUGCACUCAAUGCGGAGACCCCUAAAUCAUCCCCACUUCCGGCCAAGGGGCGCGAUCCAGUGGAGAUCCUCAUCCCCAAAGAUAUCACAGACCCGCUCAGUCUCAAUACUUGCACUGAUGAGGCCCACGUAGUUCUUGCUUCGCCACUCAAGACUGGUCGCAAGCGGCAUAGACACCGGGGACAGCACCACCAACAGCAGCAGGCAUCUGGAGGGAGCGAUAGCCACGCUGUGCUGCCCACGGCCCCCCUGACCCCCUCACUCCAAGGGGAGGGUGCCACGCAGCAGCAUCGGCACCGGGGCCAGAACCGGGAUGCCCCCCAACCCUAUGAACUCAACACAGCCAUCAACUGCAGGGAUGAGGUCGUGUCUCCCCUUCCAUCAGCCCUGCAGGGUCCCUCAGGCUCCCUUUCAGCCCCUCCAGCUGCCUCAGUUACCUCUGCACCCUCGUCUUCCUCCUCCCGACAUCGCAAACGUCGCAGGACUUCCAGCAAGUCGGAGGCUGGGGCUAGGGGUGGAGGCCAGGGUCCCAAGGAAAAGGGCCGCGGGAGUGGGGGAGGCCGUCACCACCCGCUACCUGCAGCAGGCUUCAAAAAGCAACAGCGCAAGUUCCAGUACGGGAAUUAUUGCAAGUACUAUGGGUAUCGCAAUCCUUCCUGUGAGGAUGGGCGCCUUCGGGUGUUGAAGCCAGAGUGGUUUCGGGGUCGGGACGUCCUGGAUCUCGGCUGCAAUGUGGGCCAUCUCACCCUGAGCAUUGCCUGCAAGUGGGGCCCAUCCCGAAUGGUGGGGCUGGAUAUCGAUGCCCGGCUCAUCCACUCAGCCCGCCAAAAUAUCAGACACUAUCUGUCUGAGGAGCUGCGUCUCCCACCCCAGACUUCCGAGGAGAACCCAGCAGGAGAAGGUGAGGAAGGCACUGCCACCAUCAGAAAAAGGAGCUGCUUCCCAGCCUCGCUGACAGCCAGCCGAGGUCCCAUUGCUGCACCCCAAGUCCCCUUGGAUGGAGCAGACACAUCUGUCUUCCCCAACAAUGUUGUCUUCGUCACGGGCAACUACGUGCUGGAUCGAGAUGAGUUGGUGGAGGCCCAGACAGCCGAGUAUGAUGUGGUGCUCUGCCUCAGCCUCACCAAGUGGGUGCAUCUGAACUGGGGAGAUGAGGGAUUGAAGCGAAUGUUCCGAAGGAUCUACAGGCACCUACGCCCUGGGGGCAUCCUGGUCCUAGAGCCCCAACCAUGGUCAUCCUAUGGCAAGAGAAAGACUCUCACAGAAACAAUCUACAAGAACUACUAUCGAAUCCAGCUGAAGCCAGAACAGUUCAGUUCCUACCUGACAUCCCCAGAAGUGGGCUUCUCCAGCUACGAGCUCGUGGCCACACCCCACAACACCUCCAAAGGCUUCCAGCGUCCUGUGUACCUGUUCCACAAGGCCCAUUCCCCCAGCCACUAAGUGGCCCCUGAAGAGACCCUGUGAAAGAGGCUGCCCUCGAUGCUCAUAAAGACCUGGGGGAAGAGGAAAGUAUCCCAAGGUCUUUCUGACUCUAUAAAGUUUCCUUUCUUGGAUCUGCAAAGAAAGCUUUUAAGUUGCUGCUCCAGCCUCCUCCCCACAUCCUCUGGCAUUUGAGAAGCAAGUCCAGCUGUGCUGGAGUUACUGUCAUCUUCCGCUCCCCUGGCCUGCUGGGCUAGAUGGCAUGGACUGUUUGCUGAUCUGUUCUUCUAGGGCGUGGGAAGUGGCAAGCAUCAAAUUCUCUAAUCCUUUCCUUCUGCUCUCCCAGGGAGAUUCUCUAUUAUCCUCAGCCCUUUUCUCUAGCUGCAUUUCAGUGGACCACAGAACUGGCUGAGGGUUAGAGGGGGAAGCUUGGCAGGGAGGCACACAGUACUGUGAAAAUCCUUCCUUCUGCUGUCCCCCAGUGGGGGAGAGGGCUGGGUUUGGGAUAUGAGAGCACAAUAAACUUGAUGUCUAGGGCAAUGGCCCCCACA
Chinchilla lanigera (long-tailed chinchilla) is the source of this 3410-nucleotide messenger RNA. RefSeq names its product methylphosphate capping enzyme (gene Mepce). NCBI's taxonomy places the organism in Eukaryota, Metazoa, Chordata, Mammalia, Rodentia, Chinchillidae. Gene Ontology annotation, molecular function: snRNA binding; O-methyltransferase activity; RNA methyltransferase activity. The record is from RefSeq and is a predicted model, not a curated record. Gene Ontology annotation, biological process: snRNA modification.